AUAAAUAUCGCGUUUGUUUAUAAAAAUAAAAAUGUUAUGAUCUCAAAAAACUUAUUAUAAAUCAGUUAUUCAGUCAGGUCCCACGUAUCCUAAUUUGUGAAAAGUCAUUAGGAACUAGAUACAAGCAGCAGUGCAAGCCUCUUACCUCAUGUAGAGAAAAUCUAAAAUUAGGUUAAUAUUAAAUUAUAUUACUUGACGAAUUCUUAAUGAAGGAGAAUAGCAUGAAAGAUGUUCUUGAUCAAACUGGAAUGUGUUUAAGUGAAACAUGUCCAUAACAAUAAACCUGGAAAUCGGGCACAAUGCCUCUCUGAGAACGAAAAUCACUCCGGAAGGGUUCACCCACGAUUGGGAGGUCUACGUAAAGGGCUGCAACGGAGCAGAGAUCCACUAUUACGUUGAAAAAGUAGUUUUCCACUUGCACGAAACUUUCCCUAAACCUAAAAGAGUUGUGAAGGAACCUCCUUAUUCGUUACGGACUUCGGGGUACGCAGGUUUCAAUUUACCUAUAGAAAUCUACCUGAGGAACAACCAGGAACCUAAGAAGAUUAGGUUCAAUUAUGACCUCGUGCUCCAACCUAAAGGGCUCCCGAUUCAUAACGUACAGAAAGAAAAGUUUGUUUUCCACUCGCCGUCUGAGGAAUUCCGAAGCAAACUACUGAAAGGAGGAGGAAUAGUGGGAUCACUGGGCUCGACCCAAGAUAUCGGCGACGGCAAGACGAUCGAUGAGAAAAACCAAAUGACCAGCAAACCGAAACUAGGCGGUGCUGAGCUGCCCAAGAAGCACAAGACCAAGCCCGAGGAGCCGAGAACCACGGACUUCCUCAACCUGUUUGGCACCCCCAUCACCAAAACCACCAGCAAGGCGCCCGAGCCCUCAAAACCCAAGGAGGUUCCUAAGAAUUUUCCGAAAUUAGACAAACCGGUCGAUAAGGAUAAAGUGAAGAUAAAAAACCCGUACAAGGAGAAGGAGAAGCCCAAGGAGAAGGACAAGUCUUCCGACGGUUCCGAGAAGAAGAAGGAGGAGAAGAAGAAAGCGAAGGAGGAGAAGAGUAAGGACAGGGACAGGGCGAAGGAGAAGAGCUCGAAGAAGGAUAAGGAGAGGGAGAAGUCGCCGGGUUCCAGACCGAGAAGCCCCAGCCCCAAAAGAUCGCCGAAGAGGCCGCCAAGCCCUCCGCCUCAAAAGCACAGCAGUUCCAAGGAGAAGGAGCAGUCCAAAGAUGAAAGAAAAGACAAGGAGAGGAAAGAGGAGAAAAAGAACAAAAAGGAGAAGAGAGAGCACAAGGAGAGCAAGCACAAAGACCGAGACAAGGACAAGGAGCACAAGGAACACAAGAGCAGGGAAAGCAAGUCCAGCAAGGACUCGUCCAGCGCCAGCUUGAAGGAGGAGGCCAAUCCGGCCCCCGUCAACGUCGCAGCUACGCAGCUUCAACAAAAGAGCGAGAAGAAGGAAAAAUCCAAAGAAUCCCUCAAGGAGCCCAAAGACGAGGAGAAGCCCCGUUCGGACAAGUCGGAGGACAAACAGAAACACAAACACAAGAAGAAAGACAGGAAGGAGAAGCGCGAGGACAAGUACUCGUCUAAGACGGAGAAGAAAUCGGAAAAACCGCCCCCGGUAGCGGCCCCGCCGGUCAAGGAAGAACCGAAAGAGCCCCCGCCGGUCUCCUCCAGUCGAGACACGGACAAGAGCAACCUGUUCGGCAGCCCGAAGAGCGAACCCCCCUCGACGCCCAACCAGGUCGAGCCCAAAGAGAAGUCGACGAACAACUUGUCGUACAAGGAGGAGGAGAUCUCGGACGAUUCCCUCAAAGUUAGCAGCCGGGAGUCUUCCCCGCAGAGGGUGCCGUCCGAGCCGCCGCCGGAGCCCGUGAAGAAGGCCGAGCCGGAGAAGAAGAAGGAGGAGUCGUCGAAGAAGAAGGACAAGAAGGAGAAAAAGAAGGAUAAGAAGAGCGACAGGGAUCACGAGAGGAGGAGGAAACGGAAGAGCCCCCAGACCCACCCGGAGGCGGAGCAGCCCCCGGAGAAGGUGUUGAAAGAGGAGGAGAACAACAAUUCGGACGACGAGCGGAAGGUUUCCAGCACCGAGGACGCAAAUCCUUUGCCUAAAAAUGAGGCGGAAGACUACAUGGGCAUGCUGCGCGACCUCCAGCACAAGAUAAUGGGCCUGAAGGACAACUCGGACCUGCAGAAGGUGGUGCAGCUGAUCGCCGAGACGGGGCGUUACGAGGUGUCGGCCCACACCUUCGAUUUCGACCUCUGCCUCUUGGACAGGUCGACGGUGAGGCAGCUGCAGGAUUUCUUCGCCUCCAUCUCUUAGUGUAGUUAGAGGGGGUGUUCGAACGGGGAGGAUAGUAUUUUUUACCGUAGGAACGAGCGGCGCAGGUCUUUGCGCCCGUCGUAGUUAUUGAAUUGUGGAAAGACGUGUGAGGAAUUACUCGGACGGCGGUUAAAUUGCUUAUAUCUCCGACUUCCGAAAGGACGCAGUUUUUCGGAAACGGGAAGUGUAUAAAGGGGGUAGUGCGUGUACAUAUAUCGUUGACGGGCUUUGAUCUCCAUUUCUUUUAGAUCUUGGAAAGUUUACGAUUGAUCUGUAAAAAGUUAGGAAUUUCACUCCGUACUCGUACAUUUUUUUUUUUUUUAUAUAAUUAAGCGCAAAACAUUUUCAGUGUACAUAAAAAAUUGACCCGUAACCAUUUCUAACGUAAAUUAUUUGACUUAGGAAUUAUAUUUAAAUAUUUAUUUAUUAGUUUUAUUCAGCGUGUGAGUGUGUGUGUAUAAAAAUGGGGAAUACCGUUGUCGUUUUUGUACAAAACGAUUUUCAUGACUAUUAAAUUGUUUUAAUUGCAAGUAAUUUUUUUUUCUCACCGUUAUCAACCAGCUUGUGGGUUCCGUUACGUCAGAUGUUGGCAUCCGAUCCCUUUCCAUGGCGUUUUUAGCAGCGGAAAGGUUUAAGGUCAAAGUCGGCGCUUCUGAUCAGAAGUGGGAUCGUUUCACGAUUUCUCGUUGUUGGGUCUUCGGUUUUACUCGAUGUGUAUGUGUACAAAAAUGGAAAUCGUUAUAAGAACGUAUCAUAUGUACAAAAAUCAUUCUCAUGACUAUUAAGGAGUUUUCAGCGAAGACUAAUUUGUUUUCACCAACAAUUAGCGAGGUUGUAGGUUUUGGUGCAUUUUUAACAGUCAAGUGUCAGUAGUUUGGCAGUUAAUCCCUUCGAUCCCUCUUAGCACCAAAAAUCAAAGUUAACGUUUCGGAUCAGAAGUGGGAUCAACGUUUUACGAUUUCUGGUGUUGGUUCUACUUGAUCUGUGUGUAAAAAUAAAUUCAUUAUAAGAAUUUUUUACUUGGGAAAUAUCAUCGUUUCUGUCUCAUAUUGUGUACAAGAUGAUUUUCGUAACUUCAACCGGUUUAAUUGUAUUAUUUUAAUUUUUUUGACCGGCCAGUUUUUGGUUUUGUUGCAUUUUUAACAGCCCACGUCUGAAGUCUGUUUUUAGCAGCGUUGAACUUAAAAGUCGAAGUUGGCUCUUCCGAUCAGAAGCGGGAUCAGCAUUGCACGAUUUCUCGUGUUGGGCCUUCAAUUUAUUCGAUAUUCGAUGUGUAAAAAUAAAAUUCAUUAUAUGAACUUUUGCGUGGGAAAUAUCGUUUUUGCAGCAUAUUUUUUAAAAUAACGCGAUUUUCAUGACAAACAGUUUGCUUCGCUAUUUUUUCCCAUUUAUAUUAGUCCGCCUAUGGGUUCUGUUGCAUUUUUAACGGACGUUCUAUGUCAGAAGUUGGCAUUCGAUGCUUUUAGCAGCAUCGAAUCUAAAAGUCAAAGAUGGCUGUUCCGAUCAGAAGCGGGAUCAGCAUUGCACGAUUUCUCGUGUUGGACCUUCAGUUUAUUCGAUAUUCGAUGUACAUUUAUAUAAAAAUAAAAUGCAUUAUAUGAAGUUUUACAUGGGAAAUAUCGUUUUUGUAGCAUAUUUUUUUAAAAACGCGAUUUUCAUGAUUGAAACGGCUUGCUUCGCUAUUUUUUCCCAUUUGUAUUAGUCCGCCUAAGGGUUCUGUUGCAUUUUUAAUGGUCAUUCUGUGUCGGAAGUGGGCAUUCGAUGCUUUUAGCAGCAUCAAAUCUAAAAGUCAAAGUUGGCUCUUCCGAUCAGAAGCGGGAUCAGCAGUGUACGAUUUUUCGUGCUGGACCUUCAGUUUUAUUCGAUAUUCGAUGUACAUAAAUAUAAUUCAUUAUAUGAAUUUUUAUGUGGGAAAUAUCGUAUUUGUAGCGUAUCUUUUAAAAAAAACGCGAUUUUCAUGACUGAAACGGUUUGCAUUGCCAUUUCUUUCAUUUGUAUUUGCCCGCCUAUGGGUUCUGUUGCAUUUUUAACAGUCGUGAAGGUCACAAGUUGCCAUUCGAUGCUUUUAGCAGCAUCGAAUCUAAAACUCAGAGUUGGCGCUUCGGAUCAGAAGUGGGAUGAACGUUUUAUUACGAAUCCUCGCAACGGGUGUUUAAUUCUAAAUUUAUUAGUAUUUACCCAAGACUAGGCCAGUUCUCCCAGCGCAAGCUUUCAGGAAUCUUAGGACUGACGUUACAACAAUUUUUUUUACGUUUAGUUAGCAUUGAUCGUUUUCUAACAAUUUACUCGGCCAGUAGGUAUCAACUUUGUGCUAUAUAUUUAAUAUUGUACGUAUUUAGGUGGUAUAUCAAAGAUCUGAAAGUAUUUACGAUUCAGUCUUCGGAGGGGGACAUAAGCAAUUUAAUCUCGAAUUGUACAGUGAUCACUAACAUUAGCGAUAAGUCUCCUUCGAUAUUUUUAACAGUCGUUUGACGAGGGCAGUGAAUAGUUUACCCCCAUUUUUUUUUUGUUGUUUAUUUGUACCUGGCUAGACGUACGAUUUGUGUUUUUCCCUUGAUAGAUAGACUUAAGCUAACUGUAGACGCAGCGGUGGCAUUUUUGAGUUUGCGAUGUCUCGAGGACACAUUGCUUUCGAUUAGGUGGAUAAU
This is a messenger RNA of Anoplophora glabripennis (Asian longhorned beetle), 4962 nucleotides long. Its product is annotated as protein ENL. The record is from RefSeq and is a predicted model, not a curated record. Gene Ontology annotation, molecular function: protein dimerization activity. Gene Ontology annotation, biological process: regulation of DNA-templated transcription. Bases 266 to 2314 code for a protein of 682 amino acids. Gene Ontology annotation, cellular component: super elongation complex. The transcript is spliced from 8 exons. Lineage: Eukaryota; Metazoa; Arthropoda; Insecta; Coleoptera; Cerambycidae.